CUUCUUCCUCCGUCCUACUACUUAUUCUUCUUCUUGUUCCCUCUCAAUUCUUCGUAAUUAAAAAAAAAGAAAAAAAAAAAAUGUGUGGGAUCUUCGCGUAUCUGAAUUUUCACGCGAACAAAGAGAGAAGAUACAUUCUCGAGGUUCUCUUCAAUGGUCUUCGUCGUCUUGAAUACAGAGGCUACGAUUCUGCUGGAAUCGCCAUUGAUAAUUCUGAUGCUUCUUCUCCGCUCGUGUUUCGUCAAGCUGGAAACAUUGAAUCACUUGUUAAUUCCGUUAACGAAGAGAUUACGAAUACGGAAUUGAACCUAGACAAAGUUUUCUACUUUCAUGCUGGGAUUGCACAUACGAGGUGGGCUACUCAUGGUGAACCUGCUCCUAGGAAUAGUCAUCCUCAAUCUUCUGGUCCUGGAGAUGAUUUUUUGGUUGUUCAUAAUGGUGUCAUCACUAACUAUGAGGUGUUGAAAGAAACUUUAGUGAGGCAUGGGUUUACUUUUGAAUCGGAUACAGAUACUGAAGUCAUUCCUAAGCUUGCUAAAUUUGUUUUUGACAAAGCUAAUGAAGAAGGUGGACAGACUGUUACUUUCUGUGAAGUUGUCUUUGAAGUGAUGAGGCAUCUUGAAGGAGCUUAUGCUCUUAUAUUUAAAAGCUGGCAUUAUCCGAAUGAGUUGAUUGCGUGCAAGCUUGGUAGCCCUUUGCUUUUAGGUGUUAAAGAGCUAGAUCAAGGCAAGAGCAAUGGUCAUGUUUUCCAGGAUGCUCACUUUCUUUCUAAGAAUGACCAUCCCAAAGAGUUUUUCCUAUCAAGUGAUCCUCAUGCUCUUGUUGAGCACACAAAGAAAGUUUUGGUGAUUGAAGAUGGCGAAGUUGUUAACCUCAAGGAUGGAGGUGUGUCGAUACUUAAGUUUGAAAAUGAGAGGGGAAGGCCUAAUGGUUUAUCGAGACCUGCUUCAGUGGAACGUGCCUUAUCUGUUCUUGAGAUGGAGGUGGAGCAGAUAUACAAGGGAAAAUAUGAUCAUUACAUGCAAAAAGAGAUCCAUGAGCAGCCAGAAUCUUUAACUACUACAAUGAGAGGCCGUCUUAUUCGCGGUGAUUCACGCAAAGCAAAAACAGUCCUCCUAGGUGGUUUGAAAGAUCACUUAAAGACCAUAAGACGCAGCAGGCGUAUUGUUUUUAUUGGAUGUGGGACAAGUUACAACGCUGCUCUUGCAUCAAGACCUAUCCUUGAAGAGCUCUCUGGCAUACACAAGUCAGAUUGUGGUGAUGGUAAUGCUAGCUUUAGCAAUUGGAAGUGACACAAUCUCCAACCAAAAGAAACGGGAAGCUGUAAUUGAUGGACUACUUGAUUUGCCAUAUAAGGUUAGGGAAGUACUAAAGCUAGACGAUGAAAUGAAAGAUCUUGCACAACUUCUGAUCGACGAGCAGUCACUGCUUGUGUUUGGCAGAGGGUACAACUACGCAACCGCGUUAGAAGGAGCGUUGAAAGUAAAAGAAGUAGCACUGAUGCACAGUGAAGGUAUACUUGCAGGAGAAAUGAAACAUGGACCUUUAGCUUUAGUUGAUGAGAAUCUCCCAAUCGUUGUGAUCGCCACUCGCGAUGCUUGUUUCAGCAAACAACAAUCUGUGAUUCAGCAACUUCACGCACGCAAAGGGAGAUUAAUAGUAAUGUGUUCUAAAGGUGAUGCUGCAUCUGUAAGCUCGAGCGGAUCUUGUCGUGCAAUCGAAGUUCCUCAAGUUGAAGACUGUUUACAACCUGUUAUCAAUAUAGUGCCAUUACAGUUAUUGGCUUAUCAUCUGACUGUUCUGAGAGGUCACAACGUUGAUCAACCGAGGAAUCUGGCCAAGAGUGUGACUACUCAAUAGAGAGCUUAAAGGGAAUGAUACUAGUUUGUACUUGUAUAGUUUUGCCCACACACACACAUGCCUAUGGAGUUUUUUUAUUAAUGUCGCCAUCGUUUACACUUUGCCACGCUUUUUAUGUCAAGAAACAAUAAAAUUUUGAUAUUUUUGUGUUCA
This is a messenger RNA of Camelina sativa (false flax), 2013 nucleotides long. NCBI's taxonomy places the organism in Eukaryota, Viridiplantae, Streptophyta, Magnoliopsida, Brassicales, Brassicaceae. The record is from RefSeq and is a predicted model, not a curated record.